This is a messenger RNA of Cladophialophora psammophila CBS 110553, 1485 nucleotides long. RefSeq lists its product as uncharacterized. The coding region runs from base 1 to 1485 and encodes 494 amino acids. The transcript is spliced from 2 exons. NCBI's taxonomy places the organism in Eukaryota, Fungi, Ascomycota, Eurotiomycetes, Chaetothyriales, Herpotrichiellaceae. The record is from RefSeq and is a predicted model, not a curated record.
AUGAGUACUCAUGGCACCCCAGGCUCGAACCCGUCUCCCAUAGAGGAGACCGAUCGACCGAUCGGGGAAGGCCAACCAUGGGUGAACAAUGAUGAGCCAGACGGUGCCGAUUCUUGGAAGUCCGCUACCGAGGAGAUUCCUUCUGUCACCUGUAAAACAGCCAAAGACAAUACCUGGCCACCCCUCCUGGACUUGGCCCAACCCGAACAGAUCUACACGGACCCCCUCUUCGAGCAACACUUCGUUAAUCAAUUUGUCCGGUCUGUCACUACAGCGCGCUUCGCUACCUAUCCAGCUUGCCCGCAAUCGUGGCUCUUGGAGUUGCCCAACUUCUUAUCGAUGGAAGUCGUGCCGUCAUUGAAGUAUGCCAUCAGGGCUGCUGCUCUGGUCUAUUUUGCAGUCGCACAUCGCCACAAACAGGCCGAAAUGGACGCCAUGCGCUGGUAUUCGGCCGGUCUAGAAUGCCACCGUGCUACACUUCAGCAAUCUCGCGCCCAAGCUGCGGCCGAAAGUGGAUCAGAUGGCAAAUUCACGAACUUGCUUCCAUCCUAUUUGGUCAUUUGUGUGCCACUGCUGUUUCAAUACUUUGAGACGAUGAGGGAAGUUACAGCGGAUGUACGAUCCACGCAUUAUACCGCGGCCGCUGAAAUAAUCCGAAGCAGAGGCCCCUUUGACUGUCGCGCUGGGAUCGGACAUCGAAUAUUUCGGUCAAUGCGGCAUUAUGAAGCCUUUCACUCUAUCUGGCAGAAUCGACCCUCGUGGUUCGAUUCAUCAGACUGGAGUACUAUACCCUUCACUUACCACCCUAAGAUAUUUCCGGACUUGCUCAUUGAUAUCCUUCUCUCCUUCUCGCGCGAACUGCAGCUUCCCUCUCAGAAACCUGGCGAAACGAUACGAGAUCGCAUUCGAAACCUAUCCGCUCUAAGUGCGGACGCUAAGUGCCAAAUCAAAAGGGAUGUCUUAGUGCUCAUGUCCAAGCUACAAGACUGGCAGUGGCAUUUCUCACAAGUUAAUGGCGUCUUGCCGCAAUCCUCCGACAGCCCUAUUCCGACCACCACAAUGCCGUCUGAAGAUGAGUAUCCACGAGAAAUUGACUCAAAUAUUACCUCGACCAAAGAUCCAUACCGCGACACUUUCACCUCAUAUUGCAUCGCAGUGUAUAGUGCCGCCAUGAUCAUCCUUCACUCCAUCCUCUUGGUCAUUGCCGUAUCAAAUCCCGCUCCUGUGAAUUUUGACUCGAUAUCUCCAACUCCCCGUCACCGGUCCGCGAUCACCUCUUAUUCAGCUUCCGUUCUCCAGGUCGCAACGUACCAAAGGCUGGUGAACCCCUACUGUGGUGACUCUGUACGCACACUCUCCGCUGUGAAGGUCGUUGCAGCCCUAGCGGUGGAAGACCAACAGCGGCACCGAGCUUGCGAACUCGCCUGCAACUGGCGCUUUGGCACCCCCGAACAAGAUUCGUUUUCUCUGUCGAACUUCACUUGA